AUGGCGAUAGCAGAGAAAUUUGCGGGAACCUGGACGUUUGUUAAUUCCGAGAAUUUCGAUGCUUAUCUGAAAGAAGUCGGUGUCGGUUUGCUAACACGAAAAAUGGCCGUGGCGAUGAAACCCACUUUGAUAUUUUCAGUAGAUGGUGAUAAAUGGAAGAUUGUUAGCGAGUCAACUUUUAAAACAUUAAGCACAUUCACUUUGGAGGGCGACAAACUAAUACAGAUUGAGAAAGCGAUUAAAUCAGAAGAUAAGGAUUCCAGGUUCGAGCGCUAUAUCGACGAAAACGGGCAGCUAAUUAUUGUAUGUUCAGAUACACUGAUGUUUCCUCCAUUUCAGAAUUAACA
Gongylonema pulchrum is the source of this 347-nucleotide messenger RNA. Lineage: Eukaryota; Metazoa; Nematoda; Chromadorea; Rhabditida; Gongylonematidae. The record is from the annotation of a GenBank genome assembly.